Electrophorus electricus (electric eel) is the source of this 1352-nucleotide messenger RNA. RefSeq names its product serine and arginine rich splicing factor 7b (gene srsf7b). The record is from RefSeq and is a predicted model, not a curated record. Gene Ontology annotation, molecular function: zinc ion binding; RNA binding. NCBI's taxonomy places the organism in Eukaryota, Metazoa, Chordata, Actinopteri, Gymnotiformes, Gymnotidae.
CGGCUGCGGUGCACGCACGGGUCAAAUUCGCACUCGAACGCUAGCCGGCUGGUUAGCCGUAAGAGCUAUCACUAUUUACUUCAGACGACAUUAUUUAAAAAAAGACGUUAGAAGCUUUCUUUAACUUGAUGUAAGUUUCACGCAGGACGCAGUUGGCAGAUAAUUAGCUCGCCAGAUAUAAUCUAGAUCUAUAAUCUGAGUGUUAUAUAGCUAGCACGGGUUAAUUAUCUAGAGAUGGCUAACCGAUGCUAACUAGCUAAAUUGUUCUGAAGCUUUUCAUUCCUGAAUGUGUUUAUCUGUUGACUUGGCUGUCACUGUAAGCUCAGAGACUAAAGUUUACGUGGGUAACCUGGGCACUGGUGCAGGGAAGGGCGAGCUUGAGCGGGCGUUCGGUUAUUACGGGCCGUUGAGAACUGUGUGGAUCGCUAGGAACCCACCAGGGUUCGCCUUUGUGGAGUUUGAAGAUCCCAGAGAUGCGGAGGACGCCGUCCGUGGCCUCGAUGGCAAAGUGAUCUGUGGUACCCGUGUGCGUGUGGAGUUAUCGACCGGAAUGCCGCGCCGCUCCCGCUACGACCGCCCGCCCACUCGUCGCCCCUUUGACCCCAACGACCGCUGCUACGAGUGCGGUGAGAAGGGGCACUAUGCCUAUGACUGUCACCGCUACAGUCGCCGCCGGCGAAGCAGGUCUCGGUCACGCUCACGUUCUCGCGGGAGAAGGUAUUCACGUUCCCGCUCUCGCAGCCGAAGCAGGGGCAGGAGGUCCAGGUCCUUCUCCCCUCGGCGUUCUCGCUCUGGCUCAGCUCGGCGGUCCAGGACCAGCACACCUCGGAGGUCUAGGUCUCGAUCAAGAUCUCGCUCCCGUUCUCGUUCUGUGUCUCGUCCGAGAAGCAGAUCCGGCUCUGUUGGGAGAUCCAGGUCUGGUUCUGCAGCCAGGAGCCGUUCCAAAUCUAGAGCUUCACCUCUGAAGCAAAGUCGCUCUCACUCUCGAAGUCCUGGCAGAAGCAAAAGCCCAGAAAAAGAUGACUGAGCCUCUAAUUCUUUUUUAAAUUUCUCCUGUCUCCUGUUCUUGUUUUUUCCUUUUGAGCACCUCAGUUUGGAAAUGAAGGUUUCUUCUUUGUGAUUUUUUUUUUCUUGUUUACAUGACUUGCAAUGUUUACUUCAGCAGAGGAUAGAUUUUUUAAAAAAAUUGGUUGCAUUAUUUAAACAAGAUUGACAUUCAAACAGCUUUGUGUGAUUUAGAAAUUUUUUAUUUUCAUUUUCUCACUUAGAUGCUGUGUAUAGUACGAAUAUUCUGGGAUUUAUUUAGACUUUUUUUUAAUGUGCAAAUUAAAUUAAGUUUAAACAAAACGAAA